AUGACAUAUUCUACCGGUGCUUAUCCGUAUAGUUUAGUUGUUAGUGACUUUAAUAACGACACCCGAUUGGAUAUCGUCGUCGCUAAUUAUUAUGACAGCACUGUAAGCGUACUUCUCGGUUAUGGCAAUGGCUCUUUUGCAAAUCGAAUGGCAUAUUCAGCUGGUUUUACUCCAUACCAGGUAGCUGCUGGUGAUUUUAAUAACGAUACCCUGUUGGACAUUGUUGUCACUAAUUCUGAUAAGAACAACACUGUAAAUGUGCUUCUAGGAUAUGGUAAUGGCUCUUUUGCAAAUCGAGUAGAAUAUUCAACUGGCACCUAUCCAGGAUUUGUAGUUGUGGCUGAUUUUAACAAUGACACCUGUUUAGAUAUCGCCAUCACUAAUUUUCUUGACAACACUGUAAGUGUACUUCUCGGACAUGGUGAUGGCUCUUUUGCAAUGCAAAUGAUAUAUUUAACUGGCGACAAACCACUCGGUUUUGCUGCUGGGGAUUUCAAUAACGACACCCGACUAGAUAUUGUUGUAUGUAAUGCUGGAAAUAAUACCAUAGGCGUAUUUCUCGGAUAUGGUAAUGGUUCUUUUGCAAGUCAAAAGACAUAUUCAACCGGUGCUUAUCCAUUCACUUUAGCUGUUAGUGAUUUUAACAACGAUACCCGACCAGAUAUCGUCGUCACUAAUAAUUAUGAUGCUACUGUUAGUAUUCUGCUCCGUUAUGAUAGAGGAGCUAUGAAAAAUGAAAUUACAUUUACGUCCAGUACUGGUGCCCAUUUGAGAAGCGUUGCCGUUUCUGAUUUCAAUAACGAUAGUCUAUUGGAUAUCGUCGUUGCUAAUUAUGGUACUAAUAACCUAGGUGUCAGUCUUGGAUAUGGAAAUGGCAUAUUUGGAAAUGAAAUGAUAUUGUCAACGGGAUUAAAAUCUCAUCCUUACUCGAUUGCAAUUAAUGACUUCAAUAAAGAUGGUCAAGUGGAUAUUGCAGUGGUCAAUCGUGGUACUAAAAGUCUUAGUACAUUUCUGGGAAAGGAAAACGGAACGUUUGAAAGUCAAGUAAAUUAUACUACUAGUUUUGAUUUUGCUCCAUUGGCUGUUGCUGCUGGUGAUUUCAAUAGUGAUGGACGUUCGGAAAUUGUUGUUGCAUAUGAUGACAUUGAUAAUUUGGAUAUGUUUGUUAUGUAUGACACAGGAGAUUUUUCUCAUCGAACGACAUAUUCAACUGACCCUUGGCCAAACUGUAUAGCUUUUGGUGAUUUUAAUAACGAUACUCGCCUGGAUUUCGUUGUCACUACUACGUAUUACAAUAAUGUAGCGGUAUAUCUUGGAUAUGGUAAUGGCUCUUUCGCAAAACAAAUAACGUAUUUAGUUGGAAAUCGCCCUUACUCUGUAGCUGUUGGUGAUUUUAACAACGAUGCCCGAUCAGAUAUCGUCGUCACUAAUCAUAAUGACAACACUGUAAGUAUACUUCUUGGAUAUGGCAAUGGCUCGUUUGCAACACAAAAAACAUUUUCAGCUGGCUAUUAUCCAUAUUGUGUAGCGAUUGGUGAUUUUAAUAACGACAGUCGACCAGAUAUCGUCAUCGCUAAUUUGGAUAGCAGCAAUUCUGUAAGUCUAUUCCUAGGACAUGGCAAUGGCUCUUUUGCAAGUCAAGCAAAUUAUUCAACUGGUUCUCGGUCAUUCUCUGUAGUUGUUGGUGAUUUUAAUAACGACAGCCGACUGGAUAUCGUCGUCGCUAAUUUUGAUGACAAGUGUAUAAGUUUAUUUCUAGGAUAUGGUAAUGGCUCUUUUGCAAGACAAGUCAAAUACUCCACUGGCGCUGCACCAACAUCUGUAGCUGUCGGUGAUGUUAACAACGACAACCAACUGGAUAUCGUCGUCACGAAUCGUGAUGACAACACUGUAAGUGUACUUCUCGGAUAUGGUAAUGGCUCGUUUGAAAGUCAGAUGACAUAUGCAACCGGUAAUCGGCCACUUAUAGUAACAAUUGGUGAUUUAAAUAAUGAUACUCGACUGGAUAUUGUUACCAAUAAUUUUCGUGACAACACUGUAAGUGUGCUUCUAGGAUAUGGCAAUGGCUUUUUUGCAAAUCAAAUGACAUAUCCAAUUGGCACUACGCCAUUCCAUUUAGCUCUUGUUGAUGUGAAUAACGAUGGUCGACUGGAUAUUGUCUCUCCUAAUUACUACGGUGUAAGUGUAAAAGAGAUCCCAAACGAAAAAGAUCAACUUGAUCCAUCAUUAAAAUGA
This is a messenger RNA of Rotaria sordida, 2235 nucleotides long. NCBI's taxonomy places the organism in Eukaryota, Metazoa, Rotifera, Eurotatoria, Philodinida, Philodinidae. The record is from the annotation of a GenBank genome assembly.